Otolemur garnettii (small-eared galago) is the source of this 2582-nucleotide messenger RNA. It is a transcript of the gene HAL, whose product is annotated as histidine ammonia-lyase. Gene Ontology annotation, cellular component: cytoplasm. Gene Ontology annotation, molecular function: histidine ammonia-lyase activity. The record is from RefSeq and is a predicted model, not a curated record. The transcript has 20 exons. NCBI's taxonomy places the organism in Eukaryota, Metazoa, Chordata, Mammalia, Primates, Galagidae. The coding region runs from base 97 to 2070 and encodes 657 amino acids. Gene Ontology annotation, biological process: L-histidine catabolic process.
GGAUAAAACUCCAGCCACAGUCAGGUCACCAGGGGACCAGCAGGCACAGCCUGGUGGUGGUGCUCUCGCGUGGCAGCAGACAGCAGCGGCACAACCAUGCCCAGGUACACGGUGCACGUACGCGGGGAGUGGCUGGCCGUGCCCUGCCAGGACGCGCAGCUCACAGUGGGCUGGCUGGGCCGCGAGGCGGUGCGGCGCUAUGUCAAGAACAAGCCGGACAACGGCGGCUUCACCUCGGUGGACGACGUGUGUUUCCUCGUACGCCGGUGCAAGGGGCUGGGCCUGCUGGACAAUGAGGACCCGCUGGAAGUGGCCCUGGAGGACAACGAGUUCGUGGAAGUGGUUAUAGAAGGCGAUGCAAUGUCUCCCGACUUCAUUCCAUCUCAGCCAGAAGGAGUCUACCUAUACAGCAAGUACCGGGAGCCUGAAAAGUACAUUGCCUUAGAUGGGGACAGUCUGACCACAGAGAAUCUGGUCAGCUUGGGAAAAGGACACUACAAAAUAAAGCUCACCUCAACUGCCGAGAAGAGGGUGCAAAAAUCCCGAGAAGUCAUAGAUAGCAUCGUGAAGGAACGAACAGUUGUUUAUGGCAUCACUACAGGUUUUGGGAAAUUCGCCAGAACUGUAAUUCCUAUCAAUAAGCUACAGGAGCUUCAAGUCAACUUGGUACGCUCACAUUCUUCAGGUGUUGGGAAACCAUUAAGUCCCGAGAGGUGUCGGAUGCUCUUGGCUUUAAGGAUCAAUGUCUUAGCCAAAGGCUACAGUGGCAUUUCCCUGGAGACCCUCAAACAAGUCAUUGAAGUAUUUAAUGCCUCCUGCCUAUCCUACGUCCCAGAGAAAGGAACCGUUGGUGCCAGUGGAGACCUUGCCCCACUCUCUCAUCUCGCUCUUGGGCUCAUUGGAGAAGGGAAGAUGUGGUCUCCAAAGAGUGGCUGGGCUGACGCUAAAUACGUUCUGCAAGCCCAUGGACUGAAACCAGUUGUUUUGAAGCCAAAAGAGGGUUUGGCACUCAUCAACGGGACUCAGAUGAUCACCUCUCUGGGCUGCGAAGCUGUAGAGAGAGCCAGUGCCAUUGCACGGCAAGCCGACAUCGUGGCAGCCCUGACCCUCGAGGUUCUGAAGGGCACCACUAAAGCCUUUGAUACUGACAUUCAUGCUGUUCGCCCUCAUCCUGGGCAAAUUGAAGUCGCUUUUCGAUUUCGGUCACUCUUGGACUCAGAUCACCAUCCAUCAGAAAUAGCAGAAAGUCAUAGGUUCUGUGAUCGUGUUCAGGACGCAUACACCUUGCGCUGUUGUCCCCAGGUCCAUGGUGUGGUGAAUGAUACAAUAGCAUUUGUGAAGAACAUCAUUACUACAGAACUAAACAGUGCAACAGAUAAUCCUAUGGUCUUUGCCAGUAGAGGAGAGACAAUUUCCGGAGGAAACUUCCAUGGUGAAUAUCCAGCCAAAGCCCUGGAUUAUUUAGCCAUUGGUGUCCAUGAACUUGCUGCCAUUAGCGAAAGAAGAAUUGAAAGGCUCUGUAACCCCUCCCUCAGUGAGCUGCCAGCCUUCCUGGUGGCUGAAGGAGGUCUGAACUCUGGAUUCAUGAUUGCCCACUGCACAGCUGCAGCCCUCGUUUCUGAAAGCAAGGCUCUGUGCCACCCCUCGUCUGUUGACUCUCUCUCCACCAGCGCGGCCACGGAGGACCAUGUCUCCAUGGGAGGAUGGGCAGCGAGGAAGGCCCUCAGGGUCAUCGAGCACACAGAACAAGUGCUGGCCAUAGAGCUUCUUGCAGCCUGCCAGGGCAUAGAGUUUCUACGCCCCCUGAGGACGACCACUCCGCUGGAGAAGGUCUAUGACCUGGUGCGCUCUGUUGUCAGGCCUUGGAUAAAAGAUCGCUUCAUGGCCCCAGAUAUCGAGGCAGCCCACAGGCUGCUCCUGGAGCAGAAGGUUUGGGAAGUAGCUGCACCGUACAUUGACAAAUACAAAAUGGAACAUAUUCCAGAAUCAAGACCUGUUUCUCCCACAGCCUUUUCACUGGAAUCUCUGCACAGGAAAUCCAGCAAAAUUGCAGAGUCUGAGGACCUUUAAUGGGCUUUGUCAUGGAUUAGCAGCUUGGGUGGCGUUUAGUGUAGCACACAGCAGUAUUGUGCUGAAGAAUAGGCCUGAGAACUUUCCUAAGUAGGUCAAUCCAUCAUAUAACUCAGUUCUUCCCAAACCUACUUUGGUUAAGCUGGUGGCUUAGUAGCGGAGGUACUGAAUUUGGCAUGGUGUUCCUGUUGCCGGGGUCUGAGACACACUAGGUGUUUUCAGAUUAUAGGCAUUUUCUUUCUUAACGAUAUCACUUUUAGGGGUGGGAAGACAACUACACAGGUAUAGAUGGAUCUGUUUUUUACUCUUAGCGUGAGAUAAACUCAGAGCUGGGAACAGAUUGGUAGCAUUCUUUUCUAAAAACAUUAGACUUUUGUAAAUCUUUUUGUUAAUGUUUUGUUGUUUGCUUUGGCAAGCUCUCUACCCGUUGACUUUCUUGGGCUGAUUGUACUACGCCACGAUAUGACACAUGUCCCUUAAUACGCCUUCAUAAAUACUCAUUUAAAUCACAA